This is a messenger RNA of Ahaetulla prasina, 2504 nucleotides long. It is a transcript of the gene CEBPB, whose product is annotated as CCAAT enhancer binding protein beta. The coding region runs from base 571 to 1650 and encodes 359 amino acids. Lineage: Eukaryota; Metazoa; Chordata; Lepidosauria; Squamata; Colubridae. The record is from RefSeq and is a predicted model, not a curated record. The transcript has a single exon. Gene Ontology annotation, biological process: DNA-templated transcription; regulation of transcription by RNA polymerase II; regulation of cell differentiation. Gene Ontology annotation, molecular function: RNA polymerase II cis-regulatory region sequence-specific DNA binding; DNA-binding transcription factor activity, RNA polymerase II-specific.
CCCUGGUGUCGCCUUGUUAUGAAUGGCCAAGGCUCCGGGAGGCACAGACGCUCCGCUUACUUUGAGGUUGGAGCAGCAAGCGAAGCCCUCUCCGAGCGCCGGAGCGCACAGCGCAAGCAAUCAAGCGGGCAGGCGGCGAAUGACCUCUUUCUUUCUUUUCUCUCUCUCUCUCUCUGCUUGCGCUGCUCCGCCCCUAUAAAUAACUGAGCGCAACUUUCCCAAGUCAAGCGACUUUAAGGAGGAGAAGACUCGACGCCUACCGCCAAAUGGUCCGGAGGAACCAGCCGCGACAAGAGCGCUCGACCGGCAGGGUCUAAGCAACCAUUCGUGAUUUUUUAUUAAUUUUUAUUUUUUUGGGGGGGGAAGGAAGGGGCUUGACAACCCUCAUUUCGGACGGGAGUUUCAGGAGCCGGCAAGGAAGGCAAGGCAAAGCAGGCAAGAGGCAUUGCCGGCGGUCUCCUCGGUCGGCGCUUGCAAACGUCGCCGCCCACUCGCUCUGGAGGCAUUGGAGGGGGGUCUCCGGUGGCCGAGGUUCCCCUUCGCCCCCCCCGCUCCCCUCCUUUUGCUUUCAUGCAACGCCUGGUAGCCUGGGAUCAGGCAUGCCACCCCCUUCAGCCCGCGGCCUUUAAAUCCAUGGAAGUGGCUAAUUUCUAUUACGAGGCGGACUGUCUGGCUGCUCUGAACAAGCUGCACCCGCGGGCGGCGGGGGCCCGCUCCAUGACCGAGCUAACCGUGGGGGAUCACGAGAGAGCCAUCGACUUCAGCCCUUACCUGGACCCUUUAGCAUCGCAGCAGCCGCCGCCACAGCAGCCGCCGCCUUCUUCCACGGCAGCAGGGGGCAACUUUGAGCCGGUUUGCAGCAGCGGCGGCGGCGGCGGCGGGAGCAGCGGCCAAGAUUUCCUCUCCGAUCUCUUCUCCGAGCAGGACUAUAAAGGCGGCGGGAAGAAACACCCCGACUACGCUUACAUCAACCUAAGCAGACACAGUCACCACCCGGGCGUCGGACAGAACCAUAAAGGCGGGCCGCUGCUGGGUUGUUUCCCGCCGCAGAUGGUGGAGACCAAAGUGGAGCCGGUCUUCGAGCACUUGGAUUCUUGCAAAGGGGCCCGCAAGGAAGAAAGCGGCGGCGGCGGCGGCGGCGGCGGAGGAGGAGCAGGGCCCGGCCUGGGGGGAAUGUCCUCGCCUUACGGCAGCACCGUCCGCUCCUAUUUGGGCUACCAGUCCGUGCCGAGCGGGAGCAGCGGAAACCUCUCCACCUCGUCGUCUUCCAGCCCUCCUGGCACCCCGAACCCGUCCGAUUCCUCGAAAUCCGCCUCGGUCGGAGGAGGAAGUGGCGGCGGCGGCGGCGUUUACCCGGCAGGCCCCGGCGGCGGCGGCGGCGGUAGCGGCAAGAACAAGUCCAAGAAGUCAGUGGACAAACACAGCGAGGAGUACAAGAUCCGCCGCGAGAGAAACAACAUCGCCGUGCGCAAGAGCCGCGACAAAGCCAAGAUGCGCAACCUGGAGACGCAGCACAAAGUGCUGGAACUGACGGCCGAGAACGAGCGGCUCCAAAAGAAAGUCGAGCAGCUUUCCCGGGAACUCAGCACCCUCAGGAACUUGUUCAAACAGCUGCCGGAGCCGCUUUUGGCCUCCUCCGGACAUUGCUAGCCUUUCCCCCCCUUCCCCGUUGACCCCAGAACAGCUGGACGCCGCUGGAAACAACUGCUGUGGUUUGGGAAAGGCGGAGGGUUGGGGGAGGCUUCCGGGAAGGAAUGAAGCGGGGGUGUGCGUGUUGUUGUGUGUUUGUGUGAAGGGGGGGGUGAAUCUGGGGGUGCAUCUGCCCGUCUUUUCUGGACUAGCACGGGUCGGGGUGGGUGGGUGGAAAGAGAAAGUCCCGAGGGGGGUUUGCAUAAAUACAUAUAUCUAUAUAUAAUAUAAAUUAUAUUUUUGGCCUUUUAAUUCGCGCUCUUUGAUGAUGGGAGAAACCUUCCGCCCUAUGCUUCUUGCAGUUACGACUCCUUCGGCUGGCGGAGGGAGUUCUCUGGCCGGUUUCUAUUGAUCUCUGCGGGACUUCAUGGAAGAAUCCAUAGUUUUUAAAACUUCAUUAUUUUUUUCUAAGAAAAAAAAAGCCGAUACCAAACGCAAGAUAAGCCAUUUAAUAGCCAAUAUGAUUGUUCUUUGCAAAGAUUUUUUUUUGGGGGGGGGCUGGGGGGAAGUUUGAGUGCUUAUUUAAAUUAAACAAAUAUAUAUAACGUAAAGGAGAGAAGAGAGUUCAGAGUGAUGCAAUCUUUUAAACAUGGCUGGGAACACCAGCUUAUACAUGAUGCAACCUCAUGUAACUGUCAGUCAUGGAUUGAGUAAUCUGUUAAAGAUGUUCCUACUGGGUUUUUUUUUUAUUAUAAAGAAUGAUCUAUUUCUAUAAGGAAAAAAGAAAGUAUGUAUAUUUUGGGAUCUAUGCAUUCUUGCUACACAUGAAGCAUUAAUGAACAAUUUUAAUAAAACUUUAUUGCUAGGAUGGAAAA